Messenger RNA from Pyrus x bretschneideri (Chinese white pear), 1866 nucleotides. RefSeq lists its product as uncharacterized. The record is from RefSeq and is a predicted model, not a curated record. Bases 396 to 1730 code for a protein of 444 amino acids. The transcript has 2 exons. NCBI's taxonomy places the organism in Eukaryota, Viridiplantae, Streptophyta, Magnoliopsida, Rosales, Rosaceae.
CGAUUUUGAGACCACAUGUCUAUUUUGGAGAAACUUCCAAAAUGCUUCAUUUGAAAGAGAGAGCCUGUAAAAAAAACAUUACCUACAAUAUUUUGAGUGUUUAUUUAUUCAAUUUUAAAUAAUAUCUGUGGGUGUUUCAUUCUUGGACUGAUGGUUGGUUUGGAAAUGGGAAAGAGUUAAAGUUUGAGUGACAGGGAGUCGUGUGCCCAAAUAGAAGUUGCAGUCCAAGAGAAGGUGAUUGGCAUCCCAGCUUGCAUUUUCCAGCUUUUAAUGGCACUGGAGAGUGAUGGCUUGCUUUUCAAAACAAUGGAGAAAACUUGAAGAAAAAAGUGGAAGGGUUUGAAAAGUGCUUUUGGAGGAAGCAGAAAAGGGGGUAUUAUCAAAUUAAUCCAAAAAUGCCAACAGUGUGGUUUUCUCUGAAGAAAUCUCUUCACUGCAAAUCGGAGCCAUCAGAUGUUCAUGAUCCAAGGGGAAGGAAGCAACUGAGCACAAUCUCGACUAGAAAAGCAGGAGGAGGAAGAUCAGGGUGCUCAAGAUCCAUAGCAAAUCUCAAGGAUGUGAUUCACGGGAGCAAGAGGCAUAUGGAAAGGCCACCAAGUAAUUGCAGCCCAAGAUCCAUUGGAAGCAGUGAGUUUCUCAACCCGAUAACACAUGAAGUAAUUUUGAGCAACUCAAGGUGUGAGCUGAAAAUCACCACCAGCCUUGGUGGCUUCCAGGACGGAGUUGGGGGUGGAAAUGCCAACAAUGGCAGCGGUGGUGGCAGUGUCGGUGGUGGUUCAACUUUUGUGGAUACCCUAAAGCCAGGCACACCUGGUCCUGGUGGGCACCCUACAAUGCACUACUUCAAUCCAUCUUUUAGGCCUUCCUCAACUCCUCCAAGAAAAAGCCAUUUUCUGGCUUCUGCAGAGAGUACAGAAGGGUCUGCUGGCUUUAAGGGUUCUGCUAUUUCUGGAAGUGCUGGUGGAAUUAGACAAAGCAAUAGGAUUUCAUUUGACACAGAAAAUUCUAACGGCUCUUCUGCAAUUACUUGCCACAAAUGUGGAGAGCGUUUCACCAAAUGGGAUGCUGCUGAAGCUCACCAUCUCUCUAAACAUGCUGUUACUGAGCUCGUGGAAGGUGACUCAUCUCGAAAAAUCGUGGAGAUAAUAUGCCGGACAAGUUGGUUAAAAUCCGAGAACCACUGCGGCCGCAUUGAGAGAGUGCUCAAAGUCCACAACAUGCAAAGGACCCUAGCGCGAUUUGAAGAGUAUCGAGAGAUGGUGAAGACCAAAGCCAGCAAGCUGCCCAAGAAGCACCCUAGGUGCAUUGCUGAUGGGAAUGAGCUCUUGAGGUUUUAUGGCACCACUGUGGCCUGCUGUCUCGGCCUAAAUGGAUCCUCGAGCCUUUGCGCGUUGGAGAAAUGCAGCGUUUGUAGGAUCAUACGUAACGGGUUCUCUGCGAAAAAGGAGCUCAAGGAAGGUGUUGGUGUUUUUACAACAUCUACAAGUGGAAGAGCUUUUGAAGCAAUUCAAAUAUUGGAGGAAGAUGCAACUCUAAGGAAGGCUUUGAUAGUGUGCAGAGUAAUUGCUGGGAGAGUGCAUAAGCCAUUGGAAAAUAUUCAGGAAAUUGCUGGGCAAACAGGGUUUGAUUCAUUGGCUGGAAAAAUGGGGCUUUAUUCUAACAUUGAAGAGCUUUAUCUGCUAAAUCCUAGAGCUCUCCUUCCCUGCUUUCUGGUCAUCUGCAAACCUUGAAGAUUCUUUUCAUCUUUUUUUCUUUUGGAGGAGGAGGAAAAAAUAGCUCAGUAAAUCUGUUCUCUUCAGUUGGUGUUUGGAAAGUUGGAGCAUAUAAAAAAAUGUGCUUUUGAGUGAAAAAUUAUUCCUUAGUUAA